GUGUAUAUAUAUUUGGGGAUAAUCCUUCUGUUAAGAAUUGCUUUGUGUUUUUGCCAACGCUCUUCUAAAUCUAACCCAACCACCCCUUUGAAAACACCCUGACGACACUCGCUACCUACGGUCAAACCACGAAUUCUCCUUAACUUGAGUCAAACUCGUUCUUCUACUCACUCUUUUCACCUUCCUUAGAUCUCUGAUUCAAAAGGAGCGUCGAAAAAUCAGGAUGAAGGCACUUAUUCUUGUCGGAGGGUUUGGUACUCGGCUGAGGCCAUUGACUCUUAGUGUCCCAAAGCCACUGGUUGAAUUUGCCAACAAGCCCAUGAUUUUGCAUCAGAUCGAGGCUCUCAAGGCUGUUGGAGUGACUGAAGUGGUCUUGGCUAUUAACUACCAGCCCGAGGUGAUGCUGAACUUCUUGAAAGAAUUUGAGACAAAACUUGGGAUAAAGAUCACAUGUUCUCAAGAAACUGAACCACUUGGGACUGCAGGUCCCCUUGCUUUGGCUAGAGACAAGCUGGUAGAUGAUUCUGGUGAGCCGUUUUUUGUUCUUAACAGUGAUGUUAUCAGUGACUAUCCUUUCAAGGAGAUGAUUGAAUUCCACAAAUCCCAUGGAGGUGAGGCUUCUUUAAUGGUGACUAAGGUGGAUGAGCCUUCGAAAUAUGGUGUUGUUGUCACGGAAGAAUCCACUGGCCAAGUUGAGAGAUUUGUGGAAAAGCCUAAGUUAUUUGUUGGCAACAAGAUCAACGCUGGAAUUUACCUGCUGGACCCUUCCAUUCUUGACAGAAUUCAAUUAAGACCAACAUCUAUCGAGAAAGAGAUUUUCCCAAAAAUUGCAGCGGAGAAAAAGCUAUAUGCGAUGGUCCUACCUGGGUUUUGGAUGGACAUUGGACAGCCAAGGGACUACAUCACUGGCCUUAGACUCUACCUAGAUUCUUUAAAGAAGAAAUCUUCACCGAAACUGGCAUCAGGUUCUCACAUUGUUGGAAAUGUCUUAGUGGAUGAAACUGCAACAAUAGGAGAAGGAUGCUUGAUUGGACCAGAUGUUGCGAUAGGCCCUGGUUGCGUGAUUGAGUCUGGGGUCAGACUCUCACGUUGCACUGUGAUGCGUGGAGUCCGUGUUAAGAAACACGCAUGCAUCUCAAGUAGCAUUAUUGGUUGGCACUCAACUGUUGGACAAUGGGCUCGUGUCGAGAACAUGACCAUUCUCGGUGAAGAUGUCCACGUUUGUGAUGAAAUUUACAGCAAUGGUGGAGUAGUCUUACCCCACAAGGAGAUCAAAUCUAGCAUCCUGAAACCGGAAAUAGUGAUGUGAGAGUAAUUUCUAGUGCUAGAAAGCAGUAAGUUAUAUGUUCAGUUUGUUCAAAAUGUAUUUGUCCUUUUCCUUUAUUUGGUUUUCUAUUUCCUCCUCUUCAAUUGUAAAAGUAGGGGAAUGUUGAGUGAUGUAAGGUGAUGUGCUGAAGGGUUGCUGUUGUGAAAGGUAUGAGAUGUUGGAAGGUCUGUUUCUUGUGUAAUUUUCGGUGUAUAUACAAAUAAAGAACUCUACUAGAGGUUGUGUUUAAUUCGUUGGAUUAA
Molecule: messenger RNA, 1569 nt
Organism: Nicotiana tabacum (common tobacco)
Lineage: Eukaryota; Viridiplantae; Streptophyta; Magnoliopsida; Solanales; Solanaceae
Product: mannose-1-phosphate guanylyltransferase 1
Biological process (GO): GDP-mannose biosynthetic process
Molecular function (GO): GTP binding; mannose-1-phosphate guanylyltransferase (GTP) activity
Source: RefSeq, a predicted model, not a curated record